Molecule: messenger RNA, 1596 nt
Organism: Hyposmocoma kahamanoa
Lineage: Eukaryota; Metazoa; Arthropoda; Insecta; Lepidoptera; Cosmopterigidae
Product: RNA-binding protein 45-like
Exons: 1
Coding region: 16-1437 (473 amino acids)
Molecular function (GO): RNA binding
Source: RefSeq, a predicted model, not a curated record
ACAUCGUAAAAUAAAAUGGAUUACCGUCGUAAGCGGAAAGAAGAGAGCUCUGAUGAUAAUCCGGCGUAUUCACGACUUUUCGUUGUCUGCGAAAGAGUGUUGACAGAGACUAAUAUUCGAGAUGCAUUUUCUAAGUUCGGUGAAUUAGAAGACGUCAAAAUGCCUCGCGACCGUCACUCAGGAUUUCCCAAGGGAAUUGCUUACGUAAAGUUUUCGAAAACUUCCGAAGCCGCCGCUGCAUUGGAAGCCAUGAAUUUGCGUGUAUUACCAGAUUCAACUCGUCCAUUGAAAGUUAUGGUGGCCUGUAACCGGUCAGAUAUACAGUCUGAUGACGAGGAUAACGAUAAGUAUAGGAGAGUAUUCAUAAAUAUUCCUAAAACCACUACAGAAAAUGAGCUUGAUGAACACUUCAAAGAGUUUGGUAAAAUUAUAUCUAUACAAAUACAGAGAGACAGAGACACUGGAGAAUCUAAGGGUUUUGCUUAUAUAAAAUACAAAAAGUUUUCAGAUGCAGCCUGUGCCAUUGAAAAUUGUGACAAAAUAUAUAGAGCAAUUUUUGCACAGCCCAGAGGUUAUUACUCUAGACGUCAAGAAACUAGUUAUGAAGCAAAGCUUAAUGAUUUGGCAAAUACAUCUACAAAUGUCCGAACUAGUCUACUUUCCAUGAUGAACACUCGGCCAGAAGGCUACAAACGUGUUCACUUUAUGUGUGCACCAUAUCUAGCAUAUCAUCAGGUUAAUUCUUUAUUUGAUCUUAUCCCUGGGAUGGUACAUUGUGAUUUCUUUGUUGAUUUAAUUCACAACUUUGGCAAAGGCAUUGUUCUUUACUCUAAUCCAAUUUCAGCAGCUUAUGCGGUGGAGAAAUUGAAUAAGCUUGAGUACCCCCCUGGUGUGAGAAUAUUUGUAAAACCAGAUCAUUCCAAAUUUGAUGUCACACAUGAGCAGAGCUUCGCAACAAUGCCUAAUGUUGUGAACAAAUUGAGGAAUGCCAUUACUGAAACUUCUAGUUCAUCUACACCAGACUUGGCAAAAUUAGCAGAAGCAAUUGCUGAAGCCUCUAAACUUAUCAAAUUGGCUACUCAAGGUGUCUUAGAGGAAAAAAUUCCAGAUAGUAGUGACCUAAGUUACUGCAGUGUGAAAUUACCCCCACCAAAGCCAUUAGCUGAUAUUGACAGUCCAGUAGCUAAACGGUGUUUUCUAGUGAGUAAACCUCGGCCACCACCAUUUACUGUUUUACGGGAUGUUUUUUGUCGUUUUGGGGAUCUAAUCAAUGUUUAUACAUUGCCCAAUAAAACUGUUGGAUAUGCUAGAUAUGCUUCCAUACAGGCAGCUGAUGAUGCCAUUAAAGCUUUACACGGUGCAGAGAUUUGUGGUGUUCGCAUGAAGGUUAUAGAGGCAGAAGAAGAGCAACCCCAUAAGAGAAUGAGAUAUGACUGACGAGUCCCUAACAAUUACCAGACAAUUAUUUACUAACAUACAUAUUAAUCCAAGGACACAUGAGACCUUACACUGGACUAGACAAUGGACUCAGGACAUCACAAGACAUUUAUAUUUUGCCCAUGUUAUAAUGAAAUGACAAAUAAAAUUUUUUUUCCC